GUUUCUCAAAUGGCAAGUACUUUAGUCUUAAUGUUGGUUUCUCUUUCCCUCAUCUUAAUCAAUAUCAUUAGCCUUCCUCUUCCAACAAUGGCCAUCUCUUCAUGCAAAGGUCCAUGCAAAACCCCCAACGACUGUGCUGGUCAGCUCACCUGCAUCAACCGCAAGUGCAAUGACGACCCCGCUGUUGGGACACACAUAUGCAGUGGUGGUGGGGGCGGAGGUGGAGGAGGAGGAGGCGGAGGAGGAGGCAAUUGUAAGUCCUCAGGAACUCUCAAUUGCGGGGGAAAAUCAUUCCCCCAAUUUACAUGCUCGCCGCCAGUGACGUCAUCCACGAGCGCUAAACUCACGCUCAAUGACUUCAGCGAAGGCGGCGAAGGUGGGGACCCAUCAGAGUGCGACGGGAGAUUCCACUCUAACAGUGAGCGCGUGGUGGCACUUUCCACUGGGUGGUAUGACGAGGGGUCAAGGUGUGGAAGGUUAAUAAGAAUUACGGCGAGCAAUGGGAGGAGUGUGACGGCGAAAGUGGUGGACGAGUGUGAUUCGGUGAACGGAUGUGACAGAGAGCAUGCAGGUCUGCCGCCGUGUAGGAACAACAUUGUUGAUGGGUCUGCAGCAGUGUGGAAUGUUUUGGGAUUGAACAAAGAUUUAGGGAUUGUGGACGUCACUUGGUCCUUGGCCUAGUUAAGUCACGACCCUACCGUAGUAGUACUUAAUUAAUCUAAAUAAAUGAAAUAAUUAAGGACUAUGUUUCAUAUGUAUGGCAUACCAUGAUGCCAAGAAGUACGUACGCAUAGUAUUGUUUGGAUUUGUAAUUUAUGUAGUUUAUGCCAAGAAGGACUAUGUUUCAUGAAUUUGUAAUUUAUGGAAUUAAUUUUCCCAUCUUGGUGUUUUGUUAUAUUUAUGUAGUUGUCUUUGUUGGGAGUA
Molecule: messenger RNA, 924 nt
Organism: Prunus persica (peach)
Lineage: Eukaryota; Viridiplantae; Streptophyta; Magnoliopsida; Rosales; Rosaceae
Product: kiwellin
Exons: 1
Coding region: 10-681 (223 amino acids)
Source: RefSeq, a predicted model, not a curated record